UAUACCAUUAAGGAAAAACCUAGAUAUUAACAUCAGGUGUUAUACAAGGAAUAAAUAUUGAAUUUCAACAAGUAUAAGUAUAAUCAAGUCUAUAUAAUCCCAUCACAAUAUAUUUCCUUUAAGAUUUUUAAUGAUUACAUUACAGAUUUCAGAAGAAAUAGAUGUGUCAGUUAUAGAGAUUAAGGACCCUGAAAAGUUUAUUCUUGAGGGAAAACGUCACAUCCCUGUAUCCAGUUUGAGAAGAAUCCUGAAUGCGGUUCUUCAGCAUCCUGAUGUAGGCUUCAUGACGAUGAAGAGAGACCACAUGGAUCUCGUCAAUGAUUACAAGCCAUACCAAUACACAAUCUGUCAUUAUAACGAUUUAGAUAAAUCUAACUAUGUAUCGAUUAGUCCGAAUGGUUUGGUGGAGUUUUACAAUGAUGAUGCGGAUUUUUUGCCUUUGGACAGAUUUGAAGUGGAAUAUGAGCUUUAUAAUAAAUUAAAAGAGAUGCCUUCAUUCCAAAGAUAUCGAUUGUGGAAAUCCUUCAUGGUAUGGUUAGGCAAGAUCAGACGGAGAAAAUUCAUGAUUGCAAAAGAAAAACUUGAAGUUUUCUUCAUUGACAAAUAUAAAAGUGUAGAUAAAUAAAUGUGCAACGGAAAGAUUGAUCUGUAUCAGCACUGAAA
Molecule: messenger RNA, 663 nt
Organism: Parasteatoda tepidariorum (common house spider)
Lineage: Eukaryota; Metazoa; Arthropoda; Arachnida; Araneae; Theridiidae
Product: dynein axonemal heavy chain 6-like
Source: RefSeq, a predicted model, not a curated record